Messenger RNA from Caretta caretta (loggerhead turtle), 4836 nucleotides. RefSeq names its product MINDY lysine 48 deubiquitinase 4 (gene MINDY4). Gene Ontology annotation, molecular function: cysteine-type deubiquitinase activity; K48-linked deubiquitinase activity. The record is from RefSeq and is a predicted model, not a curated record. Lineage: Eukaryota; Metazoa; Chordata; Testudines; Cheloniidae. Gene Ontology annotation, biological process: protein K48-linked deubiquitination.
CAGUGUAUCAGGCAGUCAAAUGAGAUCGUUGAGAGAGAGAUCGGACAGCUGACUGAGCAGGCAGAAGAGCUGCUGGAAGGAUGGAGAGCGAGAGACGACCUUCAGGGGUUCUGAGGAGAGAGUGACGGUUUAGAACCCUGCGGAGAACACUGCUGAAGAGAGCACCCACCGCAGCCGCCGCGUCACCAGCAGCUGUAGCAGCCACAGCGCCAUAACAGCACCAGCUCCACCCAUAACAUCUACGGCAGCGAGACAAAUAACGAACGGAGGAACUGCAUGAAAAAUCUACUUUCUCACAGAGGGGAGGAGUUCUCUGGCCAUCUCUGAUGACACACAGUCUCCAUGGCAACAAAUCCAUGACAACGCAACAGAGGAGGGUACUGCAGGCUGCAAUUUGAGCUGUCUGCCUCAGGAAUGCAGUGGUUAAUGGCUGUACGGAAGAGCUAGGAAGUCAGCAAAUUUUAAUGACCAAUUUUGAUCAAGUAAAGAACACCCCUGUAUGUUUUGGAAUAAAAUGGAUAACUCUUUUGUGGAAGAAGUGGCUGCAUCUUUGGUUAGAGAAUUUCUCAGCAGAAAGGGUUUAAAAAAGACAAGUGCCAUUAUGGACAGAGAAUUUCCACGUACUGCACUUAGCAUCAACAAUAGAAAUGAACUGCGAAAUGUUUUGCAUCUACAAUCUUUGUACAAAGAAAACAAGGCAAAGGAGAAUCCACUGAAAACAAUUCUUGAAGUUAUCACCAAUUAUUUUCUUGAACAUUUUGGGACCACCAGAUGCAUCACAAGUCCUGUAGCUUCAGUUCCACAAGCUAAGCGCUCACAGUCUAGGUGUAUAGAAACAUCACUAGUUAAUGACUACUCAGAUGAAGACAUGCAUGGCAGAACAACUGUGUCUGAUGCAAGUAAAACUGAAGUUUACAGAUAUGACAUUGAUGUUCCACGAGAUAAAGUCAUUCCAUCGAAGAGACAUCAACAUAAAAGAGAGAAAUCCAAGACUGUGGUAGAACCCAAUAGUGGCUCAUCCUCUGAAGGAGAUAAAAAGUUAAAAAAUAGCAGAGAUGAUUUGAAAAUAACAGAAACUUCUGAGGAGAUGAAGACCACAAUGAGAGAGAAGCAAAAGUCCAGGUCUAGUCUCAUUGUCAGAGGAAUGAUGGCUGGACCCACUGCAAGUUCACAAGAGGAUUUAGUAAAAAGGAGGCUUCUGAAACGAUCCUCUGGCAUAAAUAGCACAAUGCAAUUCAAAGGGGAAGAUCAUCAGAAAAAAUCUUCAGAGAUGCCAGCUAGUGAUUUUCAAGAGAUUAAAGGAACUUCCACAGAGUCCGUGAGUUACCUUUCAUCACACAAUGCCAGUGCUCUGAAAGUAGAUAUGGAAUUUUCAUCAAAGAUUUCAUCAAACUCAUACACAAGUUCAGUCAGUGAGAAGCUAAGACAUACGCCCAAAGACACAGCUGAUCCACUUUCCAAACUCUUAUCGGAAAGAGAAAGAACCAAGGUUGAAGAAGGGAAACCAAUGGCAAGCUCUGAUAUAGACACCAGUGAAAAAACCAUCAAAUUAAAUGUUCUUCACAGACAUUCAGAAACUGAAAGAGAGAAGAGAGAAAGAUCUCCCAAAAACAAUGAGAAUCGGUUAUCAGGACGCAGAAAGACUCCAUCAUCCAUAUCCAAUAAAAGUGACCAGAUGAAAAAUGUCCUAGAACUAGUUGAUUUCGAUGAUGAAGCAACCACUGGGGAAGUUAGUAGGAUCCCAGAACUUUCAACGCUGUAUACACUUGAAAUAGUAUCAAAGGCAAUUGAUAUUUCCCUAGCAAAAGAAAUAAAAAAUCUUUUGUUUGGCUCAAGCCUUUGUUGCUUCAGUGAAGAAUGGAAAAUACAGAACUUUACAUUUAAUAGUAUACCACAGCUAAAAUAUGGCAUCGUGCAAAAAAAGGGAGGCCCAUGUGGAGUAUUGGCCGCAGUUCAAGCCUGUGUCCUGCAACAACUUCUCUUUGGAGACAGUAACAGAAACAGCGAUGUGCGGUGUCUGCAGCCUUCAGACGCUCAUAGGACCAAAUGCCUCACCCUGGCUAUUGCAGAUAUUUUAUGGCGUGCAGGGGGCAGUGAAAAAGCUGUGGUUGCACUGUCUUCAGGAAGGCAGCAGUUCACUCCAGCAGGAAAAUACAAAGCAGAUGGAAUCUUUGAAACACUAAUACUACAUAGCAUCACAAAAUAUGAAGAUCUGACCAUUUUUCUUCAGCAGAAUAUUCAUCAGUUUGAAACUGGUCCAUUUGGGUGCAUUCUUCUUACCCUGUCGGUUAUCUUUACAAGAUCUAUCGACCUGGUGCGCAAUGAUUUUGAUGUGCUCACUAACCAACUGAUUGGCACCCACGGAUACUGUACACAAGAACUUGUGAACUUGCUGCUGACUGGUAAAGCUGUGUCCAACGUGUUCAAUGAUGUAAUAGAGCUGGACUCUGGAAAUGGAAAUAUCACAGUUUUGAAAGGAAUCACUAACCGCAGUGAUAUCGGCUUGCUGUCUCUCUUUGAGCACUAUGAUGUUUGCCAGGUUGGCUGCUAUUUGAAGACCCCUAGGUAUCCCAUUUGGGUCGUAUGCAGUGAAAGCCAUUUCAGUGUGCUUUUUUGCUUGAGAAAGGACUUACUAGGUGACUGGAAAACGGAACGGAGAUUUGAUCUCUAUUACUAUGAUGGCCUGGCCAACCAGGAAGAGGAAAUACGGUUAACAGUUGAUACAGUUCAGCCUUACACUGAAGAUAAAGAAAAUGACCUUAUUCCUCCACUUGAGCACUGUAUUAGGACAAAGUGGCAAGGAGCAGUUAUUGACUGGAAUGGCACAGAACCCAUCUUGUGACUGAACUGAAAUAGAAGGAAACCUGCUAGAACAGCACGUUCUUAUUCUCACCAGUAAGGAAGCAGGGCGAAACUCCUGGCUGCCCUUGCAAUUUGUGGUGAAGCUGAGUGACAUGCUGCAUGCAGGCGGGAAGAAUUUCACCUUGCGCUUCAGAUAUUUCAUCCAUAACGUAAACAUCACUUCCGUAAAUACUGUUUCACUUCCUUUUAUGCACAAUGUGUGAAAGGAGACAGAGCCUCCACUGCCAAGAUAAGUUUUUGGACAAAGCAGUAAAGCUGUCAACUUCUACUUGAGUUCCAUUGAUGGAUUCAUUCUGCAUCUUGCAAAGUUUUCUCCAAAGAUCAGACUAAACAGGCCGCACCCAGAUUUCUUUGAUACUGGCUUUUCCUUCCUUCCCCUCACAGCCUCCCUCACCCCAAGGAAACCAAGGUACAAAUGUGAAGCAUUGCCAGAGAAAGAAUGAUCUUCUUUCACUAGUUUUUGUACUUCACACUUUCCAGUGAACUGGUUAUUAACACUGUAGGCACUUGCAGUAUGGCCUGGUCUACACACAGGUUUUGUACUAGUGUAACUAGGUGGGGAUAUAAUAUUUACUGAUAUUAUAUUGGUACAAGCCAUAGUGUGGAAGCCAGUUAUACCAACAUAAGGAUAUUUAUACCAGUAGAAUUUAUUCCUCUUCCUAUACAGGAGGCUAUGUCUAUAUUAUGAACAUCUGCAGCCAUAGCUAUGUCAGUCUGCGGUAUGAAGAGGUGGAAUCCCUGACCAACAUAGCUGUGUCAGGAGAAGCCCCUAGAGUGAAUACAGCAAUCCUGGCAAAGCUUUGCUUUUACUCAUAUAGUUUGUUUCACGCAUGGGAGUGGUUUUACUGUAUCGGGACAGAGUGCACCUAUGCUAGCACAGCUGCAUCCACACUAGGGGGUAUCACUACAGUACAGAGACUAUGGGCUUGUCUUCACUUUGGAGGUAAAUCGGUGCUGCUGGAAUUGAUGCAGCAACAUUGAUUUAGAGGGUCUAGUGAAGACAUGCUCAAUCGAUGGGAGAGCGCUCUCCCAUCGAUUUCCAUACUCCGCCUCAAGGAGCGGUGGAAGUCGUGUCAGCGGGAGAGCGUCGCCCAUUGACAUAGCAUAGUGUGGACCCCUCGGUAAGUAGAUCUAAGCUAUGUCGACUUGAGUUAUGCUACUAACAUACCUAUGCCACCAUCGCCAGACACGGUGCAGAUACAGCCUAUGCUGACAGAAGACGUUUUUCUGUUGGUGUAGGAACACCGCCUCCCUGAGCAGUUAGCUAUGUUGGUGGAAGCCCUCUUUCAUCAACAUAACUGUGUCUACACUGGGGAUUAUGUCGGCAUAGCUAGGUCCAUCGGGGGUGUGGUUUUUCAACCCCCUGACAGACCGAUGUAGAUAUAACUUUUCAAUGUAGCCCAGGCCUCAGAGCACUUUGCUUGUACAGUAUACUGGCAUUCCUUUACAGGUAAACGGUUCUAGUGUAGAUGUAGCUGGAAUAAGCUAUGCCACUAUAAGCACUGUUAUACUGGUAUAACUGCAUCCACACUAGGGGCGUUGUACCACAUGAACUAUUCUGACAUAGUUAAAGCCAUAUCAUGUUUGUGUGUAGACAAGGUCUAAGAUGCUUUGCCUCUUUGCAGUGUAAAAAAACAGAGGAGCCAUAAUGUUCUACAUUUAAGAUGCACAUAUCUGUGACAGGUAAUGUGCCUGACAGUUAAAUAAAAGGCAUGUGUGAAACCAUAUUCUUGCAAUUAAUCCAGAGGCUACCAAACCCAGAGCUAGGGGUUCAUGAAUGAACUGUGUGAGGGUUAUGUUGCAAAUGAAAUGUGUAGAACUGGGCCAGAUCAAUCAAAGGAACAAUGGAACAAAAACUUUGAAACAAACCAACAAUAUUAUUUACUAAUGGAAAGGCAACAGAGAAGUGGUGUAUCUGUAAUUUAUUCCUAUGCCUUUGGGAGCAACUAUCAUAAAAUAUCUUUUAAUGAGGAA